GGGCGCUGCGCGCACAGGUGCUGCCGGAGCGCUGGGGCACGGCGGGGAAGGAAAAAUGCCCCUGCCCGCGGCAGCCGGCUGUUAAUUAGCGCCAAUUAAGGGCGGAGGGGGGGCAGCAGCGCUCCACCUCCCCCUCCCCCCCGCCAGCUGCGGGGCUCGGCCCGGGCCGCCCGCCGAGGCUGGCGCUGCCGCCGGCCUCCCGAGGGCUGCCCCCGCCGCCGGCCCCGGCCUGCAGCGCCUUCGGGGCGGGGGGGGCGGCCGAUAAAUCACGACGUUACGGGGCGGCCGGUGCCGGGGGGGCGGCCAGCGGAAGCUGCCGCGGGCUGCCCGCGACUUGUCCGGUCCCUUCUCCCUCCAGCGGCGCGGCCCCGUCUCUCCUGCAGACCUUUGUCUGGAUGGGAAGGGCAAGGAUGGAGCAGCAGUGGUGGAAGGGGGAGCUGGCCGCGGACAUCCACCAGACCCUGAGGACGAAGGAGCUGAAGUUGCCCAUGUAUAAGGCUCAUUCACCGCAGAUUGGGAUGCGCCGAUACUUCGUUGAUCUCUUGACAGUCCUCUGCAACCGCUGCGAUCUCUGCCCUACCACCCGUCAUCUCGCUGUCUAUCUGCUGGACCUCUUUAUGGACCACUAUGACAUCACUGUCAAGCAACUGCACAUCAUUUCAUUUGCCUGUCUUCUCCUAGCAAGUAAAUUUGAAGAAAAAGAAGACAAAGUUCCAAAGUUGGAGUACUUGAAUAACCUGGCAUGCAUGUGCAAUGUGAAUGUGGUAUUGAACAAGAAAGAUUUGCUUAGAAUGGAAAUGCUGCUUUUGGAAAACUUCAACUGGAACCUCUACCUGCCAACACCAGCACACUACAUUGACUACUACCUCCAUGUGUCCACCUGUGAGAAUGACCUUCACAAUGGCUGGCCAAUCACCUCGCUGGCAAAAAUCCAAGAUUUUCUGGAGAAAUAUGCAUAUUAUUUCCUUGAUUUCUCAGUGCAAGAUCACACUUUCCUCCAUUUUCGGCCAUCUCUGAUUGCUGCAGCUUGCGUGUGUGCCUCACGUAUCUGUAUGCAGAUUUCUCCUGCCUGGACAACACAGCUUGAAUUGCUAACAUGUUAUUCCUGGGAACAUCUUGCCCAAUGCAUAGAAAUGAUGCUUAUAUAUUAUGAGAAUGACAUCAAAGAUGCCAGUAACAAAAAAAACCAAGUAACAACUCCACAGCAAGAGCAGGAAGCAGUGGGAAAUCUGAGCAAUCAAGCCACUACUCAAGUUCUCUUCCAGCAGGCGAGUUACUACUCCCUAGCCCAGCAUUCAGCUACGCUUUCCCAGUUCCAGUCGCCAGUGCAAGACCUGUGCUCUGCUUACCGUGACUCCCUACAGCCCCACAGGCCCAGCAGCCUGCUUGCCCAGAGCGCCGAGGGCUCGCUGCACUCCUCCGCGGCUCUUCAGGCCAGCCUCCAGCCGUUCGCCCAGCCUCUGCCUGCCCCAGCGCCCAUUGCCGUGCAGGUGGCGUUAGGAGCGGAGCCCAGGCACUGCAUUUCCACAGUUUAUGGCAGUAGUUACUUCAGUGGUCAUCACUCACAUGCAGCUGGGUGUUUUGAUGGAUAA
Falco peregrinus (peregrine falcon) is the source of this 1592-nucleotide messenger RNA. It is a transcript of the gene CCNJL, whose product is annotated as cyclin J like. The record is from RefSeq and is a predicted model, not a curated record. Gene Ontology annotation, cellular component: cyclin-dependent protein kinase holoenzyme complex; cytoplasm; nucleus. Gene Ontology annotation, molecular function: cyclin-dependent protein serine/threonine kinase regulator activity. NCBI's taxonomy places the organism in Eukaryota, Metazoa, Chordata, Aves, Falconiformes, Falconidae. Bases 396 to 1592 code for a protein of 398 amino acids. Gene Ontology annotation, biological process: mitotic cell cycle phase transition; regulation of cyclin-dependent protein serine/threonine kinase activity. The transcript is spliced from 5 exons.